UUUUUAUUUUUAUUUAAUUUUCAUUAAUUAUUAUUUAAUAUUUUAGAAAGUAUAGAAACACUGUAUGUAUGAAUGGAAGAGCCACCUGGAGACGUAAGAAGCAUUACAGAAAGGAAUGGGGAGCUGAGGGAACUGAUAAGGUCUCGUGUAACAUCAGAAGUGAUGCAGAAAAAGAUUAAAGAGUGUGUGGAAGAGCUACAAGUACAAGAAAAAAAGAGAAGGAAGAAUCAUGGGGAAGAGGGAGGAAAAGAGAGCAAUAACCUCCUUCGACUGUUAGAAGAAAGAGGACUAGUGGAAGACGUAAUGGCUGGUCUUAAAUUAGGUGGCGAUUUGGGUGGGCGGAGUGGGCCCACAUCUAAGGGGGAAACAUCCUCUUAUGAAGCCAAAUCAAGUAAACACGUUCAGUGUAUUUAUUUCCAAGUUUUGCAAGGACGUGCUUUUGUUGAUCACCUGACCUCCGUGACAGAGCUCCUUUCUCAAGACACGUCAACUUUUACGCUUCACGUCUAUUUCCGUCAUCAAAGGUUUCAAUCGUCGGCAGUCCCUUGCUCAUGUGAGCCUGAGUUUAAGGAAGGGUUUCUGCUUGAACUACCAAAAGAAGGCAAAGACGAUUGGAUCACAUCUCCCGAAUUAAUACACAUCAUAUUAACAAGGACACACCCCAACAGAGAAGGAACGACCAGGGAACUGGUAGGGUCGUACCUUCUUGACUGGCGCUCGGUCCUUGCAUCUCCAAAUAAUAAAAUAAAUAAGUCGUUUGAGUUGAUUGGGCCGAGAGCCGACGGGCGAGUCUCACCUGGUGUCCUUACCCUCCAGUGGGAGCUCUUUCCUCAUGAGCGGAGCGGCCAUGAUAAACUUGUCAUCGAUAAGAAGAUCCUAGAGGCUCAAGUCUCACUUGAGCGACAGAAAGAAACAGAAAGAAAGAGAUUGUUCUUACUCUAUGCCAAGCAAUGGUGGGCAGAGUUUAUAGCUAUAAGAGGACCUUCCUAUGGGCAGAGACUUGUAAAGAUUUUCGCCGAAGACGAGAGAGGGGAUACUCAUUUUGUGUGUCAUUAUGUGUCUCCUGUUAGAGUCCACGAGGGAUUGUUAGAGAGCCCAAGACAUGCCGCAAGGUUUGUGAGUCUUUUCCAGUACCGAGAGACUGUCGGUGUUGGCGGAGAUGAUGGUGCUAGGUUUGAUGGUGCUUGGCAGAGUAUUACUAGUUUCCUUUCAACUAAGAGUGGGUCUUGUGAGGAUCAUUGUGUAUUGUUGUGCAGUCUGCUGUUAGGAUAUGGACUCGAUGCCUAUGUCUGUAUUGGAACAAAGACAAAGUGUCAGUUACCACAUGCUUGGGUGAUGACUAUCAAUGGAAAUGGAUCAGUCAUAUUCUGGGAAUCACUUACUGGCCAGAGGUAUCAUCAGUCAGUCUAUGAUCCAGAUACUCAGGCUGGAACAGUAUUGACUCCGCCAAGUCACCCUUAUCGCACUAUUGGGUGUGUCUUUAAUCACAAAACAUUUUAUGCCAAUGCCCAGUCGUCUGAUAAUGUAUUAACUUGUAACUUUAACAUCAAUAAGAAGAGUCAUUGGAAAAGAUUAAGCAAUGAAGAUGUGGCUACGGUACAGCAGUUGUACAUUCCUCCACUAGUUGACAGUACAGUUGAUCAUCAGUCCACGAGUCUUAGACUAGAAGAAUCACUAAAAUCAUUAGUAGCCCAGCACAGAGUAGAUUGUGGACUCACUACACAAUAUGAUCCUGAUCUAUCUUAUCUCCUUGGUCCUGCACUAUCCUCAUACGAGUUAGAGAGGAGAGAUGGAGUGUCUGUCGGAGUGGAAGAGUUCCAGGAAGGAAUAAGACGCUAUGUCUUGGAAGGUCAUACCUUUAAAGGGUUCCCAAUACAGUUCAAUCAUUUUAAUGCUCACAAUAUCUUUGUCACUUGCCUCAAAUCGCCUGUUGGCGGUGAUAUAAUUGGUUGUCGUGGGGACAGUGUGAGGCUUGCAAUCCGUGUGAAAGUCUAUCCUUAUCCUGAGGAUGUACAAGCUGUUUGGAUAAUGCUAGCAGUUACCUACCAAUCAAUACUCUAAUAAUAAUAAUAAUAAUAAUAAUAAUAAUAAUAAUAUGUAAUAAGUAUUAUUGAAUGAUAAUAAU
Messenger RNA from Amphimedon queenslandica, 2125 nucleotides. RefSeq names its product centrosomal protein of 76 kDa-like. The transcript is spliced from 7 exons. NCBI's taxonomy places the organism in Eukaryota, Metazoa, Porifera, Demospongiae, Haplosclerida, Niphatidae. Gene Ontology annotation, biological process: regulation of centriole replication. Bases 73 to 2061 code for a protein of 662 amino acids. Gene Ontology annotation, cellular component: centriole. The record is from RefSeq and is a predicted model, not a curated record.